AUGGACUGCCGAAAAACGAGGGAUACAUCGUUGUCCCAGAGUAUGUCCAUACCGACGUUGAUGAAUGUAAAAACACGGGAAUACUACGACGUUUUGAAUAAAAGGACUCAACUGGUCGGUCGUGCUGGAUUCGGUGCUGAUCUAGAAAUAUCAGAUGAUACAUCCAUUAGCCGUUGUCAUGCAGAACUCAUUCUUGUCAAAGAAGUAGUCGGCAGUCAAGUGAAACUCUUUUUGACUCUAGUGGACAAGAAAUCAAAGUAUGGAACAUUUAUAAAUGCUCUGGAUAAACAAAUUGAAAGUAAUAUCACUAAAGUUUUAAAUUUUGGUGACACAAUUCGUUUUGGCAUAAUGAAUAGCAUUUGGACUGUUGAGGAAUAUCCUUUAAUGGCUUGUCCGUCAACAUUGAGAACUGCUGAAAAAGAAGCAUUGAAACAUCUAAUGACAAAAAUGGGAGGACAAGUAUCGCGUGAUUGGUCUGUAGAAUGUACACAUCUCUGUAUGAAUUCUGUCACUGUUACAGAAAAGGUGUUAUUAUGUCUAGCAUCAGCAAAAUCAAUAGUACCCCUUCAGUAUUUUAUUGAUUUAUGUAAAGCAUUAUCACCUGAUUCGUUGUCGGAAGUACCGUUCUGUAUGGAUUACAAGCCUAAAUUGGUCGAAAGUCUUUUAAACCCAAAUUCAUUGUCGUUAGAUGUGAAUAACAAACGUAAAACACUAUUUUCUGGAAAAACAUUUAUAUGUUCUACAGUUAAUCAAUUAAAUCGUCUUUCAAAAUUGGUGAAAUUAGCAGGUGGAGAAAUUAUGAAUUAUUCUGAUGGAAUUUUAUCUGAUGAUGAUAUUUUAAGCUGUACACAAUAUAUUCUACUGCAACAAGAUCCACACAAUGAGGAAAAUGAUUAUAUGUACCAACAAAUUCUGGAAAAACUUAAGAUUGCAAACAAAAGAUCAAUACCAGAAAAUGAUAUUGGAUUUGCCGUAAUUUUUUCAAAUACUACAAAACAUUGCAACUCUGAUUUCAAUGUUUCCUUAGUUAAUCUUGAAUCUCAGUCCAAUUUAAUUAAAUCACAAGAGUCCGUUGUCUUGGCUCCUGAAACUGAGGUUUUAACUGUUAAUGAUAGUGAAAUAUUUUCAGUAAAUACCAUACCAGAUUCUCUUCCAAACACCAUACCAGACUCUCUUCCAAACACCAUACCAGAUUCUCAUCCAAACACCAUACCAGAUUCUCAUCCAAACACUGAAAGUGCCUUUAAGAGACCAUUAGAAGUUGUAUCUGACUCUGAAGAAAUGAUGUUACCAACAAAACGUCCCUUAUUGGCAAAUAGUGAAGAAAAAAAUAACACUAUACAAACAAUAAGAAUGGAAGAGGAUUUAAAACCGUUCCAAAACUUAAUUGAACCAACUCCAUCCAGUAGUAACCAUGAUGUGCAAAGUCAUAUUCCUAAAACCCAAGCAGUUGAUAACACAUUUACAAAUGAUAAUUUGUGUUUAACCACAGCGUCAAGCUCACAGUACAUUUCAAGCACCAGUAAAUUGUCAGCUUGGCUUCAAGGCACCGUAGCUGACAAUAAUGUGAACAAUACUAAUAAUUUACAAUCGAAGACUGUUGAAAACCUGGCUGUUCCUACAAAAAGAAAAAUAUCAAAUGAUCAUCCAGUGUUUAAUAACGAAAACGAAGACCCAUUUAACUAUAUGGAUAUCGACGAAGUUGAAGAACAUCCAAAAAAAAAGCCUAAAAAAAGAGCUAUGGAUUCAAUAUUUUUUCCUAUGGUUGACAUAUCUAACAAUAAAAGUGAACCAUCUAAAACUGUGGAGACUAAUCCCAAUAUAGCGGUAGACCCAAAUUUUAUUAUGAAUUUACUCUCAGAGGCCAAAGGUACUGGACAGUUCAUAGAUGCGAGUAUACUGUCUAAUAUAUCGUCUGCUAAUACACAUGAAAAUACUGAAUACGAUUACUUGUUAAAUUCGGUCAUUGUGGAAACUGUCAGUAUGGUGGUAUCCAGACCUACACAAACUGCAAACAUCAUUCAAGGAAAUAAUAGUAACCUUAGAAACUUCAAAAAAUUCAAGAAGAAAGGGCCAUCCAUGCGAAUUCCAUAUAUUGUUCCAAUGGAAUUCACUCAAAUCGAUUAA
This is a messenger RNA of Macrosiphum euphorbiae (potato aphid), 2127 nucleotides long. NCBI's taxonomy places the organism in Eukaryota, Metazoa, Arthropoda, Insecta, Hemiptera, Aphididae. The record is from the annotation of a GenBank genome assembly.